GCAGCACGGUGUUGAGUUCAGAUGAAAACUUAGGAGAGGAGCUGCUACUGUGGUUGUCAGGACGUUACAAUGUUUGAGCCCUUCAGAGAUGAGUAUCCUACCAGUUGUUGUGGAGGUCAGGAUUGCAAAGUAUUUUUACAUGGAUUUUUUCACCAUUCAUCCUCCCUCAAAGGAAGAAUUGUAAUGCUUUAGAUAAAUAUGAAUGCGUAACUGUAUUGGAGUUUUUUUGGACAGGCCUUUGCUACUCCAAGAAUAUAUUUUUUUCCUAUGAAAGACCGGCCAUCCUCUUCAAUCUUCACUCCCCCAUCCCAGGUAAGAAACGUGUUACUGGAGGAAGAUAAAGAUCUUCACAACGUGGACUAAAACUACAGAGAAUCGAUUGGUGUCAAACAAUCAAUGUGACUAAGUAAUAUUAACUCUUCAGCAGCGCCAUUUACCCAGAAUGAAUGCAGUGAAUUCAGACACAGUUCAUUAAUGGUAAAGGUCAGGGGGCACCUUGCUCAAGAAUUAAUAGAAGUGAGGUGGCCGACUUUGUUGAUUGUUUAAUCAACAAAGUCACAAAGUCACAAAGUCACCAUUCGGCUGGGAGUUCAACACCCAAUCUACUUCUAGACCAACCUACUAAAAAAGAAAAACCUCUUAUCCCUCACUACUUCAAAUUCUAAAGGAUUAUUUUUCCAUUAUGUGAAUGCACCUGUACUGAAACAGUACACUUUGUCCCUUCAACGUUGUCUGUAUAUAACAAUUGGUUACAACGAGGAAAUCAUUGGUAUUAAUCCGGAUUAAAUUCAAUCAAUCUGAUCUGUUUGUGGGAAAACUAUUUUAUUCAUUGCUAUUACCUGCUUAAUACCCAGGUUUGAACGUUUGAAUAGGCAGGGUUGUGUUACACACCCACAUAACUGCAAUGAAUAAUGAUCUAUUUACAAUGUAGGCUGUGGGUUGGGCUCCUUUAGAUUUUAAUCCAAUUCAGUGAAGAGAUGUUAUGUGUCUUUUUUGUCUGGGAUAAACAAUAGAUGGCGGUAGCGCCGCGCGGUGUAGCCAGGGGGCGCAUGCUCAGUAGGAUGUAAACAUCGGGGAAGGCCGCCGUCCGUCUCGGCUCCAGUAUCUCCCUGUUGUGUGUACGUUUGUGUAGUGUACACGUAUUCGCCUCCACGUCCAGCACUCAGGAGUCGGUGUGGAAAUUAGCUCAAGAAGCUAGCUAGCUCCCAGAUAGCAUCAGGGGCUAGUCUAAUUUAGAAAACAGAACGCUUUCUAGACUAUUUGGUCAAUGUAUUGAGUGGAAACACACGGCCUUGGAUGGGAAGUAACGUCUGUCCUGGUCGGUGGAAAACGCGUCAAGGUGGCGACAGACAAGGUUGCAGGCAAGCUGAGUUCUACUCUCUCAUGGGUGAAGAACUCAGUCAGUCAGAUGGCUAGCACGGUGGCCCCGCCCACCACCCUGCAGACCACCCCCCUGCAGACCACUCCUUCCACCUCGCUCUCGUCCCCCGGCCUGUCGCCCACCUCCUCCAACCUGCUGAGCCCGGACGAUGUAGAGCUCCUCGCCAAGCUGGAGGAACAGAACAGGUUGCUGGAGACGGACCACAAGGUCCUGCGCUCGGUCAACGGCUCGCGGAGGAACAGCGGCUCGUCGCUGGUGUCCAGCUCCUCGGCCUCCUCCAACCUGUCCCACCUGGAGGAGGACACCUGGAUCCUCUGGGGGCGCAUCGUCAACGAGUGGGAGGAGGUGCGCAAGAAGAAGGACAAGCAGCUCCGGGACAUGGUGAGGAAGGGCAUCCCGCACCACUUCAGGGCCAUCGUGUGGCAGCUGCUGUGCAACGCCCAGAACAUGCCCAUCAAGGACCAGUACUCGGAGCUGCUGAAGAUGACGUCGCCCUGCGAGAAGCUGAUCCGCCGGGACAUCGCCCGGACCUACCCCGAGCACGAGUUCUUCAGGGAGAAGGACAGCCUGGGCCAGGAGGUGCUCUUCAACGUCAUGAAGGCCUACUCGCUGGUGGACCGCGAGGUGGGCUACUGUCAGGGCAGCGCCUUCAUCGUGGGACUGCUGCUCAUGCAGAUGCCCGAAGAGGAGGCGUUCUGCGUCUUUGUUAAGCUGAUGCAGGACUACAGGCUACGGGAGCUUUUCAAGCCUACCAUGGCCGAGCUGGGGCUCUGCAUGUAUCAGUUUGAAUCUAUGAUCCAGGAGCACCUCCCGGAGCUCCAUAUCCACUUCCAGGCCCAGAGUUUCCACACCUCCAUGUACGCAUCCUCCUGGUUCCUCACCAUCUUCCUCACCAACUUCCCACUGCCCGUCGCCACCAGGAUCUUCGACAUCUUCAUGUGCGAGGGUCUGGAGAUUGUGUUUCGUGUGGGAUUAGCUAUUCUCCAGAUGAACCAUGCAGAACUCAUACAGCUAGACAUGGAGGGAAUGCUCCAGCACUUUCAGAGGGUCAUACCUCACCAGCUGGACAGCGGCCCUGAUAAGGUCAUCCAGGCUGCCUACCAAGUCAAGUACAAUGCUAAGAAGAUGAAGAAGUUAGAGAAGGAGUACACUACCAUCAAAACUAAAGAAAUGGAAGAACAGGUUGAAAUAAAGAGACUGCGGACAGAGAACAGACUCCUGAAGCAAAGGAUUGACACUCUGGAGAAAGAAAGUGCUUCCUUGGCAGAUAGGUUGAUCCAGGGACAAGUGACUCGAGCGCAGGAGGCGGAGGAGAACUACCUGGUGAAGAGGGAGCUGUCCACUGUCAAGCAGCACACUGAGGAGCUCUCUGUUCAGCUGGAGCAGGCCUCCAAUGCCAUCCUGCACCUGCAGCAGACCCAGCAGCCCCGAGCGAAGGUGCACGCGCGCUACUCUGAGGACUCCGUCCUCCAGCUGGAGAGAGAGCUUGUCCAGGCCAGACUGAAGGAGGCCGAGUCCCAGUGUGCCCUCAAAGAGAUGCAGGACAAGAUCCUGGACAUGGAGAGGAGGAACACGUCCCUGCCGGACGACACCAACGUGGCGCGGCUGCAGGAGGAGCUGAUCGGGUCGAAGCUCCGGGAGGCGGAGGCCCUGACCGGCCUGAAGGAGCUCCGGCAGCAGGUCCGCGACCUGGAGGACCACUGGCAGCGCCACCUGGCCCGCACCACGGGCCGCUGGAAGGACGUGCCCCGGAAGAACGCGCUCAGCGAGCUCCAGGACGAGCUGAUGAGCGUGAGGCUGCGCGAGGCCGAGGCGCAGGCCGAGCUCCGGGAGACCCGGCAGAGGAUGAUGGAGCUGGAGACGCAGAGCCAAAUCCACAGCAACCAGCUACGGCGAGCGGAGCAGGAGGGGCGGGCCUUACAGGACCGCGUUCAGACCCUGACCACCCAGAAUAAAGAUCUCACUGGGCAGCUGCAGGAGAUCAAACGCAAGCAGGCGGAGAUCCAGUGCAAGAGUAAGGAGGAGGUGAUGGCAGUCCGACUGCGAGAGGCUGACAACAUCGCAGCCAUGGCGGAGCUGCAGCAACAUAUCUCUGAGCUUGAGAUCCAGAAGGAGGAGGGGAAGGUGCAAGGCCAGCUGAACCACACAGACUCCAGGCAGUACAUCCGAGACCUCAAAGACCAGAUCGCAGAGCUCAAACAUGAGGUCUGCUGUUUGAAAGCCCAGCGGAGCUCGCCCGGCCAGCCCUCCUAUGACGGCAUCCAUAUCGUCAACCACUACACGGGCGGCAGCGGCGUGGGCGAGCCCUACCACUCGUCAGACGAGGACAGCGCCAAGGGGGCCGUCCUGGCGGGCGGCGGGCUGGGGGGCGUCGGCCCCGGCCGCAUCCGACUCCACCCCAACCUGGACGACACGGACAGCGACGGCGAGGAUGACGGGGAGACCCUCCGCCUCUCACUGCCCUCCAGUGCCCCCCCCCACAAGUCCACCGCCGUCUGACCCCCUCUGAUUGGCUGCUUCCGACUCUAAGCCAGUGAUGGAAUGCGUUGACAUUUCGUGUUGUGCGACAGACACUCGUAGCGUUUGUUUUGUUUUUCUUUAACACCUGGCGGGGCGGCGGAGAUGCAGCCAAUGGGAACCAUGUUUAGAUCAACUAACCGCCCUCUGCAGGGUCACAUGACCACUGCGGCUGGACCUAUCAGAGCUUGGGGAAGCAGCAAAGGACAAGCACUCUACCCACCCCCCCUCCCUGUGCCUUUGCAAUGCAAUCAUGAACACUUUAUGAGACUUCACCAAAUGGGCUUUUAUUUUGAAAUGUUUUUUAAAAAACAAAGCAUUAAAUCAGCGCUGUUAAUUAGGUGUCACGUGCAGGUCUAGGCUUGGGGCCUUUGCUUAAAACCACAUGCUUUCCAUUACACUUGGGCCCAAUCCCAUUUCUACCCCUUACGCCUUCCCCUUACGCCUUCCCCUUACCCCUUCCCCUUACCCCUUCAGAACAAGGGGGAACGGGUAAGGGGUAGAAAUGGGAUUGGGCCUUGGUCUAGCAGGAGGUGAGGUCAAUCGCGUAAACUUGUAUAUCUCUGUAUAUAUGUAUAUUAUGUUUGUCUUUGUUUGUUUUGGUCUUCAAUCGAAACUUGAAAGUAUGUAUCUAACAUGUUGAAUGUGUUGACAGAUCAGAUGAAAGGGAAUUUGAACUCUAUAUAUUGCAAUCAUUCCCCCUACCUUUCCCACUUGAAUCCAGCCCUCUCUAAAGAUUAUUGGAGACCCAGUCAAUGGGGAGUGGAUUGAUUCGCCCAUCAUUAAAACAUGUCCCAGUUAUUUUGUUUGAGCAUGUUACUAAUUAAAAAUAAGUCCUACUGCAGUAAAAAAGAAAAGAAAAAAAAGAGGCUGGUUUUGAAGUACUGUUACUGUUAGAUUGAAAGAAUUAUGGAAACCAGUUCAGUUUGACAUGAACGCCGUUGCUUUUCAUGUUUGAACGAGAAUGUGGCUAUUCAAGGGAAAGUUUAUACUGAAAGUGAAAAUCAUAACGUAUGAUGAUGACACGUAUUAUGAUACGAUCUAUGACUAUUCAAUUAAAUUGGAUAUUUUCUCAA
Molecule: messenger RNA, 4974 nt
Organism: Gadus chalcogrammus (walleye pollock)
Lineage: Eukaryota; Metazoa; Chordata; Actinopteri; Gadiformes; Gadidae
Gene: evi5b
Product: ecotropic viral integration site 5b
Exons: 19
Coding region: 1409-3880 (823 amino acids)
Source: RefSeq, a predicted model, not a curated record